UACUCUCUUCAUAACUUCAUAACCGGCUGGCUCUUCUCUGACGAAAAGAAGCCCAGCGAAGGCACGAAGACAGGCAAACAGCUGGCCCAAUCUUCUUGGGCUUUUGGUAUAAAAGUGCCGGCCCAUCUGCAAGUGGUCAUCAUUCAGCUUCAGCGUCUCACGACCAGAGCUUACCAAAGCCAAUCCAACGAACUUCAAGUGUCAGCCAACAAAUCAACAACAAUGAAACUCUUCGUCUUCGCUGUGUGCGCCAUUGCCGUGGUCUCCGCCGACGUGUCCCAUCUCAACCUGGGCGGUGGCAAUGGCUACAGCUACAACAAGCCCACGCCGACCUUCAACUUCCACUCGGCUCCUGCUCCGGCUGCGGCUCCGGCUCCUGCUUACCUGCCCCCCGCCCAGGAGGUGAUCUCUGCGCCUGCCCCAGCUCCAGUCUACUCUGCUCCUGCUCCUGCUCCCGCUCCAGUCUACUCUGCUCCUGCCCCGGCACCCGCUCCAGUCUACUCCGCUCCUGCCCCGGCUCCGGUCUACUCUGCCCCUGUGUCUGAGUACCUGCCCCCCGUUCAGGACAUCCCUGCUCCAGCUCCAGCUCCCGUCUACUCGGCUCCUGCCCCAGCUCCAGUUUACUCUGCUCCUGCUCCUGCUCCAGUUUACUCUGCUCCUGCCCCAGCUCCCGCUCCAGUCUACUCUGCUCCUGCUCCAGCUCCAGUCUACUCUGCUCCAGAGCCCGAGUACCUGCCUCCUGUCCAGGACAUCCCAGCUCCAGCUCCAGCUCCAGUCUACUCGGCUCCUGCUCCAGCUCCAGUCUACUCUGCUCCUGCUCCAGCUCCAGUUUACUCUGCUCCUGCUCCAGCUCCAGUUCAGGACUACCUGCCGCCCGUCCAGGACAUCCCAGCUCCAGCCCCUGUGUACUCUGCUCCUGCUCCAGCUCCGGUUUACUCUGCUCCUGCCCCCGCUCCGGUGUACUCCGCUCCUGCCCCCGCUCCUGAGUACCUGCCCCCAGUGCAGGACAUCCCGGCACCGGCCCCGGCCCCAGUCUACUCCGCCCCAGCUCCCGCUCCGGUUUACUCCGCCCCUGCUCCAGCCCCCGCACCAGUCUACUCCGCCCCUGCUCCAGCUCCCGUGGAGUCGGGCUACCACUACAACGUGCCCGCCAAGCGUUUCCGCUUCUAAGGGGCAGCAGGUGGACUCAGAUGGAGCCACAGCCACAGGCACAGCCAUUCAAGCGGUGACAGCUUGUUAAAUUAACAAGCGCCGUCGCCCAUUGUUGUUGAAUAUUUGUUGUUACGCAAAGUUCCCGUUGAGAUUUUAGCUAAUAAAUAAACAUAAAAAUAUUAAAAUGUAAA
Messenger RNA from Drosophila elegans, 1343 nucleotides. Its product is annotated as leucine-rich repeat extensin-like protein 3. Gene Ontology annotation, biological process: positive regulation of transcription by RNA polymerase II. Lineage: Eukaryota; Metazoa; Arthropoda; Insecta; Diptera; Drosophilidae. Gene Ontology annotation, cellular component: RNA polymerase II transcription regulator complex. Gene Ontology annotation, molecular function: transcription coactivator activity. The record is from RefSeq and is a predicted model, not a curated record.